Callorhinchus milii (elephant shark) is the source of this 6426-nucleotide messenger RNA. Its product is annotated as UHRF1-binding protein 1. The record is from RefSeq and is a predicted model, not a curated record. Lineage: Eukaryota; Metazoa; Chordata; Chondrichthyes; Chimaeriformes; Callorhinchidae. The transcript has 20 exons. The annotation marks the transcript as partial.
UGUGACAGGUUUGCAAAGAACCUCUCACCAGACAAAAUCAAUCUAAGUACGCUCAAAGGAGAGGGUCAGCUGACCAAUCUGGAGCUGGAUGAAGAAGUGCUGCAGAAUGUUUUGGAUUUGCCCACCUGGCUGGCGAUAACAAGGGUGUACUGCAACAAGGCUGCUAUCAGGAUCCAAUGGACGAAACUGAAGACCCAUCCCAUUUGUCUGUUCCUGGAUAAAGUGGAAGUGGAAAUGAGGACUUGUGAGGAGCCUCGAGCACCAAAUGGACCCUCUCCCAUUGCCAUUGCAGCAGGUCAAAGUGAAUAUGGCUUUGCUGAGAAGGUGGUGGAGGGAAUGUCCAUUGUGGUGAACUCGAUUGUCAUUAAAAUCCAAGCCAAGGCGUUCAACGCUUCCUUCGAACUGUGGCAACUGCACGGCUACAGUGUGAACCCCAAGUGGCAGCAGAGUGAUCUCCGCUUCACAAGAAUCGCAGAUUCAGAGCGAGGAGAGGUUCUAACCUUUAAGGAAAUAACUUGGCAGACGCUCCGUAUUGAGGCCGAUGCCAUUCACAGUGACCAGAGCUUUCUCAGCACACCGUUACGGCUAAUCACCAACCAGUCAAAAAUCAGACUAGUUCUCAAGAGGAGAGUGAAAGACUGCAAUGUGGUGGCUUCAAAGCUGAUGUUUAUUUUGGACGAUUUACUGUGGGUGUUAACAGACUCGCAACUGAAAGCAAUGAUCAAAUACGCACAGUCACUGAGUGAGGCCAUAGAGAACUCAGCCAAGCAGCGGAAGAGCAUGGUGCCCGACACAGCAGGGACGAUUGGACCGGCGCCCAGCACCCAGCAAACACGACCACAGCCCUCGUCAACAAGCAGCAGCUCCAAAAGCAUCAGUCAGUACUUUGAGAAUCACGACGUGAAAGAAUCAUCCUAUCACACCACUAUCUCCCGCCUGGACUUGCACAUCUGUGACGAUGGUGUCUCAAAUGAACAAGGGAAAUCAAAACAUGGGGUGACUGGAGGCGCCAUGCAGUUAACAUUCAGAAAACUGAGUAUGGAUUGUUAUCCCUUCCAUUGGGCAAGUGACAGCUGCAAACAUUGGGUUCAACAUUGCGAAGCAAUGGAGACCAGGGCACGCUGGGCCAAAAAGCUGCUACAAGACUUUCAGUCCAAAAUAGAAGCAAUAAUCGAUCACGACGAUAGCACUACAGCAAUCAUAUCCCCAACAAAGGAGUCUCCAACAAAGCGAGCAGAGGCUUCUCCCACUCAGAAACCAAGUGCUCCUGGCAAAGGUCAGGCGUUUGAUAAGUCAUCCAUGGCUGCCCCAAGCCCACGGCAUCCACCUUGGGACAGGCUGCGGUCCAGCUGUGUAGUUAUCCGUGUUGAAGACCUGAACAUUUUUCAGGUCUCGGCCGCGGGUCAGCAGGGUAAAAAGCCGAGAACGUUACUUUCGUGCAACAGGCAGAACUAUCACCUCCCGACUGGCAUCUCGGCAAUUCACAUCGAAUUCACUGAAUACUAUUUCCCCGACAGCAAAGCCUUUCCUGUGCCUUGCCCAAACCUUUAUGUGCAGCUCAAUACCUUGCAAUUCACUCUGGACCCAACUAGUAUGCUAUGGAUGAACACGUUCUCUUUGGACCUGUACCAGACUCUACAACAGUUCAAAGCUAUCUAUAAACUGGAUGACUCUGGCAAAGCCGACGAACAUGUCAACUUUUGUAUGAAUGGGCUCAUGCUAAAGUUUGUUAUCCCGGUGGAAAAGAAGGAAAUGGAUCAUCCAGACAGGCCGCAGUAUCUGACCAUCCAGACCUCAGAUAUGGUAGCCACAAACACCAGGCACUCUGUCAACUGCAUGUACCAGGAUCUCCAGUCAGUGCUCAUGGACUUCCAAAACAGUGAAUUCUUUGACUCAACGUAUAAGGAGUUCCCUAAAUCUGCAAAUAGCUUCAAUGUGUUGCAUAAUAUGUUCUUGCAGCAUGUUUCCGAGCCACAGACGUACAUGGAGAGACUGCACGCAGACCUGAAUCUGGCCUUUGAUUCACUCAAGGCACCGUCAGCUGCUGACAUCUGGUCCAUCCAUUUCGCCCAGCUAUGGCUGGAGUUUGAGGGCAUGCAGAGUUCGAAGAGCAAGCCGUUCAGCUUUGUGGACCCCUAUCCUCUCUCCAUUUGGGUGUCUCAACCCACCAGGUUCCAACAGUACAAGGAUCGCAAGACUCUGCCCAGCCACCGUGCUCCUGAGGACACUGUUAACUCAGACGAUUUGGAUCAUAGAAGAAAUCUGUUCAGAAAUACGGAGCCGUCAGUGGAAAAUGGGUCAUUGGGUGGUACAAGACAGAAGAUAAUGGACGAUAAAUUUACGUCUUUCAGAAAGGCAGACAAAGGACUAAACACAGAGCCGGUUGGAGUGAAGGAAUCCAAUAUGAAUGAUAACUCUGAUGCAGAUAUACAUGUGCUGGUCUACACCAGUGCCCAUAUAAAAUCAUACCUCAACCACUACCAGUACCUUGUACUACUGAGGUUGAAAGAGUGUCUCACUCAGCUGCAAGAAGACAUGGCCCUGGAUAUAGAAAGGGUAAUAGGGGCUCCAGCGAAGCACCACACCAGCUGUAUAGGAGUGUGGGUUAAGAGCGCUGAGGUUGCAUUGCUCCUCCAUCCGGUGCCAACCAGCCCCAGUGAUGCAAAGUCUCAGGACUCUGAGAGCACCAGCCUCGCCGAGUCUGAACUUUCGCCUUCUGGAAGCAAAGAGAGCUUGGCUCUGGAGGACAGGUCUUUGAACAGGACACCCGCCUCCAAUCCACUGGACAGCACAGUCAACUCCUUGGAGGACAGUGGGAUCCACAAUGGAGAUUCAAGUUUGGCUGCCUCCUCUGAUCACUUAUCACAGUAUUGUGCGGCGACAGGCAGUCUAUUACCUCCCAGUGGCACUGAAGGAACGGAGUAUCACUCAGUAGAAAAAGAGCUUGUGGAAGAAGCGUAUGAAGCUGUUGAGUCAACCUGUGACAGUGAUGUGCCAACUGAGCUGAUUCCUCUCACCAACACUGAGGCCGAGGCAGCAAGUCCAUUGAGUUCGACGAAAGAUGCUGCGAAGGAAGCUUUGAACGUAACGGUGGAUUUAACUAAAGGAGCUGUAUCCCUCACCAAGGAUGCCUUCUGCUUUGGCAAGGAGAGAGUGGCCUCCACCGUGCAGAGGAUGCUCUCAGUGUCAGCCUCCAGAGAAUAUCUCUCCAGAGGUGAAGACACAAUAUCAUCAUCUUCAUCCAGCAGCAAACUACGUUUGUUAAACGUAAAGCGAACAACCUCCCAGCAUUCCCUCGACACAACAUCACUGGACGGCAGCCUGACAGAUGAUCGAAUAUCGAUGGACAGUGACAGCAGCGAGAACUACGUUAUGCUGAUGGAUACAGAGUCAGGGCAGGAAUCUCUGCUCUCUGACGGCAGCCUACAUCGUGCAGCUGUGGCCGGCAGCAAUCAGAGCCUCUCUGAGUGUGCAGACGGAGGAGCGAGUAAGAAAGCCUCAAUCGCUACCAGCUCUUCCACUCACAGCCAGGAGAUCGCUGACCCCCAACAGGCCUCUGUGUUGGUGCUCAAGAUUUUAGAUGUGAAUUGUGCGAUCGAUAUGAGGGGUGAUGACCUGUCCUUUGGUGUUCAAGCUAAGGAGGUGAUUCCAGAGCAGCUGGGCAAUGUGGACGUGGAGCAGUACAUGAGCAGGCACAGCACGGGUUAUGGGAAGCCGAGCUGUGGGGAGUCGGAGAGAGCCCAGCCUGCAGUGAGCUUUCAUUUUGAGUGUGGCCCCGGCUCGGCUGAGCACUCUCCACUGGCCGUGAAGAACGGAUUCCUGCACUUCCACAUCAGUGACUACGAAGUAGAGUUCCUGAUGUCCUCGCUCACAAACCUGGGCCCCUUUUUAGAAGACGAGGUGAUUCCAGAAGUCAUUCCAAUGAAGAUCGAGCUCUCUGAAUGUAGAAUUACACUAAAGGAUGACGGACCCCCAUUGUACCCUACGAGCCCUGGGCCUAUACCUAUACGCCUGGAUAUUGAUCAUCUGGUGAUUCAGCGGAUCGAUGAUGGGACAUUUUGUAUGAAGGUUGACUCACAGAACAAAGACAAUCUAAUGCCACUGAAAAACCAUUUGGUUAGGAUGGGGUCGGAUAAGAGGGGAGAGGAAUCUCCAGAGACUGGGAAACCCUCAGCUUUGAUUGGGGGAAGGCUGCCAUCAGACUUGGCCUCUACUGUCAGCAAGGAGAUGAAUGAUCUCCUGAGACAGGAACUCGCCAGCACGAAAGCAGCUCUAACCAAGGCAAACCACGACAGAGACAGACUGCUCCAGGAGAUAAGGAAACUGAACCCUGAAUUUGACCUCUGAUGGUCACUCCAGACUAGCACAGAGUUAACACUGCCAACAGCAACACUAAUACUCGUUUAGGAUAUCCCUGACUUAGUGACUAUUUUUUCUAGUAUCCGUUCAGCACUCGUCUCUAGUCCGCAAGAAUGUCCCGAUACCUACAGACAGAAGGCAACUCCAGCUCCAAGUUCAGCACUUUGAAACCACUCGGAAGGAAUCUUGUUUCAUACCGCGGACAUUGGAGUUUGAUUUUGCCAAGUACACAGAGAGUGCGGACGCCAAUCAGCACAUUCAGCAUCAGUGAUGGGAGGGAAGAGCGACUGCAGAGGUGGAGACUCGGCUCUGAGCAAGAGAUGGCAACUGAAGCCAAUUGAGUUGCUGCAAGCAGGGGAAGAUGGGGCUGUGUGAAAGCUGAAGUGGACACUUUAUAAUGACAUAUGGCCAGGAACAUUCAUUUACUGGGGAGAAUACACAGAGUGACACUGGGCUCAUUCGCUCCCCUUUGCACAGUAAGACCAGUUGAAUGGUAAGAGCACCAUGUAAAUUUGUGACCUCAAUCCCAAACAGAAGAGCGAUAUGAUCAGCACUGUAAGGGCUGGUGUAUUUUCCCCCACACCUUUUCCCAUUUUGUGUCUGCCCAAAUAUUGCGGAGUGAUUCUUACACUUGUGGGACUGAUGGGUUGUAACCAAAAUGGCAACAGGCCUUAUAUGCAGGUGUGUCUCACUUCCUGGAUGUCAGCGGUUGUAAGGUCUGCCUUCAUCAAAGCACUUUUUUAAAAAAAAUUGGAAGGCCUUGUUCGUGAAUGUUAAAUUACUAUUUCUCUGUGUUAUUCACUCACGAGGAGCUGCCUGUGUUGAUGUGCUCUGUCAUCCUUUCCAGAUUCUCACAGGGUGAGGGCUGCAGUGUGGUAAUGAGCUCCAGGAUGCUGUGCUUGCCUGCAAUUCACAAAAGUCCAGAGCAUUCAGAAGUGAACAAUGCAGACUUAAUACCCUUCUGUUAAUGUUUACAGGCCUUUCCAACAUUAGUACUUGGCACUAAAAUUGAUCUGAUUCCAAUCUAGCUUUUGCUGGAUUGAGUUUAAACCCCUCAGUUUCUCCAGAUGCCAUUGUGCUUCAUGUUAGGAAUCGGAGCCAUUCCGAUGGAAAACUGAGUGAAACCCAACUAUUGUCAAUAGCCUGCCUUUGGAUAGAUUGUCAAAGUCUCCAACAUUCAGUGGUCACCAGAAGAAGUGGUAUUCUGCUAGUGCAUAACCCACAGCCCCCUUCCCCCAUAGCUGGAGAUUAAAACGUAAAAAUAUUCCAGGAUUCCUUCACUAUUUUCAGGCAGAGUGCAAUUUUUACCUAUUUUGCAAAGUCAGUCAGAAUACUAAAGCUUCUGAUUCAUGGAACUGUUGUCAAGUUUCCAUCUUUAAAUGUAAUACAGUUACAUAGGCUGUUCUGAGCCUCAUCUGUGUGCAUAUUCGAUUUUGUUGCCAUGGUAAACUAGCCAAAAGACUGCUCUCUUCGUAGGUAAGAGAUAAAUCCCAUUAUGUAAUGGAAAUGGUACUUGGAACUGCCCACUCCUGCUGCCCUCACCUAUCAGAAUACUCUUGGGUGCAAUCGGACUUCAUCUGCUUAAAGAUGCCUCACAGCACAGAGUGUAUUUCUCCAGCCAGACCUUCCUGGCUGCUGUAGGUGCUGUCAUUAGAUAUGGUCAUGUUUAAGAUACAUUAAGCUUCUUUCAAACUGUUGGUCAGGAAUUUUGUAAAGAUAGUUAUUAACUUAUGAUAAUGUAUUUCAUCUAACUUAAAGCAAUGUAUGAAUUAAUUGGUUUUCGAUCCAUUGCCUGCUGAUGAAUAAUAGACUAGGAAAGCCACUAGAUGGUGCUCAUAUCGGCAAUUAUCAGCUUGUCAAAGGCACAGUGUCCACAUUUGCUCACUGAAGAUGCACUUGUAUCAGAAAUUAACCAGCAGUAUGUUGUCGCCUUACUCAAAUGCAUUGAUUGGGUCAUUCAGAGUGAUUAUUUUUUCAUCAGCUCAUCCCAAGUGGUUGGGGAAGAGCAAUUUUUACACCAGCAGCUAUUGGCUGCUGCGUUUCGUUCACAAUCAAUAUACACAAGUC